Daktulosphaira vitifoliae (grape phylloxera) is the source of this 1839-nucleotide messenger RNA. RefSeq lists its product as uncharacterized. The coding region runs from base 59 to 1753 and encodes 564 amino acids. The transcript is spliced from 4 exons. NCBI's taxonomy places the organism in Eukaryota, Metazoa, Arthropoda, Insecta, Hemiptera, Phylloxeridae. The record is from RefSeq and is a predicted model, not a curated record.
AAGGAAAAUUAUUAUAGUAAUUUUUUUUUAUUAGUAUUUUUUCUUAAUAAUACGAAAAAUGAUUCUAAAAAAUAUUAUAUUAUUAUUGACCAUUCAUUUAAUAUUUGGGAUAUCCUUUCGUGAUUUACAGUGUAAUUUUAUGAAAUAUAUGUUAAAUUAUUUUAAUCAUAAUUACCGCUAUUUAAUUGAAAUGAUAGAAAACAAAGAAAAAUAUGACGUGGAUAGUUUAAGCAAAUAUGGCAAUGCAAUAAAAACUCAUGGCGAAAUUGUAUUAAUAAUGUUAGAUAUUUUAAGGGAAGCUGAUAAAAAUUUUUACUCGACAGAUUUGAUAUCAGUCAAUUUAUACAUAAAUAAUGUUUCUGAGAAUAUAGAUUUCUAUGCUAAAAAUGGUAACGGAAUAUUUGAUUUGUCAGAUAAAAUUUCCAGUAUUAUUAAAGGUUACAAAAUGCAUCAUGAGUUCUUUUCAGAUCAUUUAGAGCUUAAAAUAUUUAAACAUUGCAGUUGUACCACAUUUGACGAAGUAUUUAUUUAUUUUCCUGAUUACAACGAAUCAGGCGAAUAUACUCUCGGAAAUUUUCAAAUUGUUUCAAAUAAACUUAGAAACCGAUUGUUACAAAGUGAUAAACAUCAAAACGACACCGAUGAAUAUAUUAAAAAUUUAACAUUUAGUAGAGUAUAUUUUUAUUUUAAAAAAGCUAUUAAAAGGUGUGAAUACUGGGAAUUUUUACCAAAAAAUUUACUAUUUUAUAACUUUAUGAUGAAUAAUCGCGAAAUUUCUGAAAAAGAUCUUAUAAGAAAUUCUCAGGAUAAACAAUAUCCACAGUUAAUAAACGGAAGAAUUCAAAAUGUUUUAGAUUUUAUUCGAUUUGCACCACUCGCUAUAAUUUGUCCCGACGAAAGACACUUGACCCUUUUUGAUAUAUUUAGAUAUAUCAAGUAUAGUUUUUACACGAAAGAUAUACAAGUAUUUCAUGUACUUCUAAUGACUGCAACAUUUCGUCCUAUUGCUUUACUCGUUAGACUUCUUAUCAAUAUUCUUAGGUCCUCAAUAGACGUUUACAAUUUUUAUAGUGACGAAAAAGAAAGUUUAAUAUUGUAUCAUAAUAUUAUUUUCGUUGGUAAUAGAAUAAUUGAAAUUUUUCAAGAUUUUGUUAAUUUGGAUCUCUUUGGUGAUGGCCCAUCUAGAGUAUUUCUUAAAUUAUCAGAAAUAACUUCUCAAUGUCUUAAAUAUUUCAUUAAUAAAAAUAACACAAGUGUCAAGUUAUCAUCCAUAAAACUGAUGCAUUCAUUAAAAUCAUUUUUUUAUGAUAACAAAUUUAAUUUUGAUAAUAUAUAUGAGUAUUCUACAAAGGAUAUUAUCAAUACUUGCUUUAAUGAAUUGACUGUAAACAUGAAACAUACGGAAACAUUUUUGAGAAACUUAGAAGAACACAAAAAAUUAUUUGAAGUAACCAAAAAAACUUUGAAUAUUAAUCACAAGUUAAAUUUACAAUUGACUCAUGUUUUUAAUAAAUUUACAAUAAAUUUGUUAUGUCAAACUAAAGAUAUUAACACAUUAUCAUAUAAAUUCAAUGAUGAAUAUGUCACUCAAAUUGUUGAUUACAAUAAAAAAAUUACAUCUGAUGAUGAUGAAAAUAGAAACAAAUAUAUGAGUAAAAAAAAUUAUCCUGAAGAUUCUUUAAAUAAUAAUGAUAAUUGCGAUUACUAUUGUUUUUAUCCUAAAUAUUUAAAAGAUUAUAUAUUGUUUAUAUAAAUUUUACACAAUAUUUAUAUUUAUAAAUAAUUUUUAGAUUAUUUAUACACAUAGACUAUAUAAUACAUUAAAAUACCUUAAAUAUA